AAACCCUCACUCUCUCCCUUUUCGCUCCCCCCUCUCUCUCUCGCGCUCUCCCCGGCGUUCUCUCGCCACUUCGCCGCCGGAGUUUAACCCUCUCCGUUCAUCUUCCCUGCUUUCCGACCACUCUCCGGCGGCCUUUCCAUCGCUUAGUACUCGAGUUUCAGACCUUUUUCAAAUCUGUUCUCACUGGUUGGAAGCAGUUAAGACAGAGGAAUAGACAGUGGGGGUUACAGAAACUAGUGAGAGAGAGAGAGAGAGAGAGAGAGAGAGAGAGAGAGAGAGAGAGAGAGAGAGAGAGAAUAGAUAAAGAUAUUCUUCUUUUCCUUCAGCUAUCAAUCAAAUUUUCUGUGAAAUAUACCUUGAUUUCUGAAAGAUUCGUAAUACGGUCUAAGCUGAGAUUUUGUCAGCUCUUCUGCAAUGCGGAAUACGGAUUCUUGGAAUGCUAUCAUGUUCUUAUAUGUAUAGUGAUCUUUUUUGGCUUUAUUCACCCAGUGAGAGGAAGGGAUAGAGCACAGAAUGAUGACAGAACACAAAAGAAGCCCCAACUCUGUUGACCAAGAGAGUUUUAGAUCUCUUGCAUUGAAACGACAUAAGACUGAUUUAUCCAUUUCUACCAAGGAGAAGAAAGAAAAGAUUGGCGAAAGAAUUGCUGCACUGCAACAGCUAGUUUCUCCUUAUGGAAAGACAGAUACAGCUUCUGUCCUUCUGGAGGCUAUGGAUUACAUUAGAUUCCUUCACGAACAAGUUAAGGUUUUAAGCGCUCCGUACCUUCAGAGUACACCAGCAGUAAAGAUGCAGGAAUUUGAGGCAUACAGCCUGAGAAACAGGGGCUUGUGUCUUGUACCAGUCUCCUGCACUCUUGGAGUUGCUCACAGCAGCAAUGGCGCAGAUAUCUGGGCACCCAUCAAGGCUAGCUCCCCCAAAUUCUAGGCCAUUUUCUGACAGGCAGCAUCUAAUUUGUAACAAAUAUUUCUAGCAUCAUAUUCUUACAUAUAAUGGGGUCGUGGGAUAUAGUGAAGUUGGUAAAAUCUUUGCAUGGUAAACUCUUGGUAACCUGAAUUGCUCUGGCUGGUUGCUGGUUUCAUUUGUGACCAGCCAUUCGUAUAUGGGAUGUGUAUGUAUUAUGAUGUUGCAAAAAUGUAUAUUGAUCUAUACCGAGUGUAAUGAUCCUAAAAUGGAGAACUGAAUCUAUGGAAGAAGAAAUAUCAAAGUGCUUUUAUUUGAA
Molecule: messenger RNA, 1222 nt
Organism: Malania oleifera
Lineage: Eukaryota; Viridiplantae; Streptophyta; Magnoliopsida; Santalales; Ximeniaceae
Product: transcription factor bHLH153
Exons: 6
Coding region: 514-927 (137 amino acids)
Biological process (GO): regulation of transcription by RNA polymerase II
Cellular component (GO): nucleus
Molecular function (GO): DNA-binding transcription factor activity, RNA polymerase II-specific; RNA polymerase II cis-regulatory region sequence-specific DNA binding; protein dimerization activity
Source: RefSeq, a predicted model, not a curated record